AGUUAACAACCAGGUGUGUCAAUAACCUCUUUAGGUGUGUAGUCCGUCGUCCUCCUCCACCAUGGGUCCCGAAUUACUACAGAAGAAACUAGAAGAGGAGGUAGAAUACUAUAAGAAGAGCCAAAAAGAUUUGUCUAAGACCACCAAUUUAAGGUCGCAGCUUGAUGGUCAACUAAAUGAAAAUAAAGUUGUAAAAGAGGAGCUGGAUUUGAUCAAUGAAGAAAAUGUGGUAUACAAGUUAAUUGGACCAGCCCUCAUUCGUCAGGACCUGGAGGAAGCUCGGCAGAAUGUCAACAAGAGAGUAGAUUACAUACAGCAAGAGAUCAAACGUCACGACAACACAAUGGAGAAGUUGGAAAAGGAUUCUGAAAGCAAACGUGACAGCAUUGGUAAACUCCAGCAGCAGAUGCAACAGUUGAUGAUGAAACAAAUGGGGAAGUGAGUUUCAAGUGUAAGAUGCUCCCAUCAGUCAGGUCAAGUGCUGCACUGGCCUUAAAAUGGCCAGCCUGCACAAAGUGGGAGAUGUCCACACGAACGCCAUCUCAUAGCCCCUUAAGUGUUGUACUUUACAUUACAGCUUGGUCACUAGCUACUGCUUUUAAUAAAAUACCUCAUACAGUCCAUUAAAUCUGAUUACUGUAUAUUGUACUGUAUGGUAGAUUAUUGUUUUAUGUGACUGGUAUGACAAUUAUGAAUUUUUAUGGCCAACUUUCACAGUCUAUAAAUAAAUGCUUGAAAUAUUCAUAGCUCUUCAAUUUUACAUUAGUGUUUACAGAACUCACUUAUCAGUGCUUACAGUACCAAAUAAAAUAUAAUGGCUACAACUGUUUAAAGGUAUUUCACUUAUGUCCUGUUCACUAGAAUAUUCACAAGUUGUGUUUUUUGUCUUUCCUGGCAACUGUUUUCCUCUGGUAAUAAUACAUGGAUUAAUUUA
Messenger RNA from Homarus americanus (American lobster), 934 nucleotides. Its product is annotated as prefoldin subunit 6-like. Gene Ontology annotation, molecular function: protein-folding chaperone binding. The record is from RefSeq and is a predicted model, not a curated record. Lineage: Eukaryota; Metazoa; Arthropoda; Malacostraca; Decapoda; Nephropidae. Gene Ontology annotation, cellular component: prefoldin complex; cytoplasm. Gene Ontology annotation, biological process: chaperone-mediated protein complex assembly; protein folding. The transcript has 4 exons. The coding region runs from base 62 to 442 and encodes 126 amino acids.